AUGUAUGAAAACCUCCUUUUAACUACCUGCCUAGUAAUUGACUGGGUUUCCCAGGUGGCACUAGUCGUUAAGAACCUGCCUGCCAAUGCAGGAGACAUAAAAGACGUGGGUUUGAUCCCUGGGUCGGGAAGAUCCCCUGGAGACGGAAAUGGCAACCCACUCCAGUGUUCUUGCCUAGGAAACACCAUGGACAGAGGAACCUGGCUGACUACAGUCACAGAGUCAACACGACUGAUGUUACUCAGCACACUAGUAAUUAGCUGUGUUCAUCUGUGUUGGCAGGGGUGGAGACAGGGGAGUGAGGCUGACGAUGGGUCUGCUGUGAGGAAUUGCAAUUCCACUUUGAGGAAGUGCCUUAAUUAA
Messenger RNA from Rangifer tarandus platyrhynchus (Svalbard reindeer), 363 nucleotides. The record is from the annotation of a GenBank genome assembly. Lineage: Eukaryota; Metazoa; Chordata; Mammalia; Artiodactyla; Cervidae.